AUGGCUAAGAGAGUCGGCACUCAGAAUACAGAGAUGCCUGUCAGUGCCAUGGCAACAUGUCAACAAAACAAGCCAUCCAAACUUUACACAAGGACUCUGAUUGGUGACUGUCUGUCGUGUAGAGAAGCAGUGGCCUUUCUAAUUAGCCCUAAGAGUUAGACCCUCCUAUUGAGCAAGAUAGGUUGCAUGAACACACACUGCACUACAUGCUGGUCAAAUGCAGUGCAGUGAUUUCACUCUCAGCACAAAUAUUUUAAUGCCACAUUGAUUCUAAAAAAAAAAAAAACUAACAAAAAGCUAAAUUGAAAAGUGAUUUUUGCAUAAAGGUAGCAAAAUAUAUCUUUCUCAGUAUCAAUAUCACCAUUACUCAGUGUCAAAGUCAUGGUUCAUGGGAAGAAGUUGGCCAAGGAGACGACGCUGCCUUCUGUGCUGGAAGACGAUGACGCAGAAACAGAAAGUGAGAAGAUGCAGCUGGGGGAGCAAAGAGUGAGCGGGACAGAGGUCGACGUGCGUGGGCCAACGGACCAACGCUCAAGCCCUGACGGGGACAUGCUAGAUGGAGGUGAAAGAGAGGGUGAAGAGGAGGAGGAGGAGAAAGUGGAGGAGCUGGGAGGAGAGGAGUGUGUGAUCUCUGAUGAGGACUACGACACAGAUUUGGAGUUCGGAGAUAAGGAGGAGGCAUACGACCCGACAGGACAGACGUGCUACAUGGAGGCGUGUGAAACGUUACAGGUGGUACCUGCCUCUUACUUCCUCCAACACAUGCAAAAUAGCGAGCUGUCCAUGAUGCAUCGUGGCCUGGGACCUCAGGGCACCAAAGCACUGGCGGUUCCCCUGGUAACUAACACUUCAAUACUGACGCUGAACCUGCGAGAUAAUUGGAUGGAAGGAAUGGGCGGAGCUGCUAUAGCCGAGAUGUUAAAGGAAAAUUGUUACAUUACAGAGGCGGACCUCUCCGACAACAAUCUUGGGGAUUAUGGUGCCAGAGCCAUAGCUGGUAUGCUUAAGGAGAACAUCACCCUGGUGAGCCUCAAUCUGUCAGGAAAUCGUUUCACAGACCGGUCUGCUGAACACUUCAGCCCAGCACUGACCACCAACACCAAGCUACAGCACCUUGACCUCAGCCACAACGCUCUAGGAGAGCGUGCAGGGCAAAACCUGGGAGACUCUCUGUCAGAGAACACAGGGUUGCGAUCACUAAGUCUGGCCUGGAACUGCAUUCGAGGGAGAGGAGCUGUGAUGUUGGCCAAUGGCCUCGGGGGAAACAUUUUCCUUAGAACUGUGGAUCUGUCAUUUAAUGGCUUUGGUAAAGAAGGAGCCAUUGCUUUAGGACAGGCUCUGAAAGAGAACACCGUUUUGGAGGAGUUGAAUGUGAGUAACAACCGAAUACCCCCUGAAGGAGCUAUCCGCCUAGCCAUGGGCCUCAAAGUAAACAAGACAAUCAAAUCCCUGAAUUUGGGUAGGAACCCCAUCCAGAAUGCGGGGUGCUAUGGGAUCCUCAAGUCUGUACAGGAAAACCCAGAUUCAGCCAUGGAGGCAUUAGACUUUUCGGACAUCACAGUGAACCAGGAUUUUGAAGACUUGUAUACGGCAGUCAAAGAAAUAUUCCCUGCGCUUGCAGUAAAUCAUGGGGGCAGAAUUGGCACAUACAGAAAAGCAAAAGCUUGAAAAGUUUUUUGUGUAAAUUGUGUAAAAAAAAAAAAAAAAAAAAAUGUAAUUGCUGUACUUUUAUGCCAGAAAAGAUGGAAGGAGUCUUGUCAAAUCCCUGUGGACCUUUUUAAUCGGCAGAUGAACCAAAGGAUGAAUGCAUGCAAGCAUAAUAUUUUAAAGAUGUAAUUUUUUUUUAAAGAGCCAUGAGAGAAUGUUCCUCUGAAUGACAUGUGUUUAGAUAAAAUAAAACUUGUUGAAUACCCAA
Molecule: messenger RNA, 1915 nt
Organism: Siniperca chuatsi (mandarin fish)
Lineage: Eukaryota; Metazoa; Chordata; Actinopteri; Centrarchiformes; Sinipercidae
Gene: lrrc74b
Product: leucine rich repeat containing 74B
Exons: 10
Coding region: 382-1668 (428 amino acids)
Molecular function (GO): protein binding
Source: RefSeq, a predicted model, not a curated record